UAUACAUAACCUCGAAUUUCAUUGACAUCUCUUUGGGCGGGAAUCUCGAAAGAUUUAUGCUUUCGUUUAAUUAUCUAGAAAAAUGUCACAGAAUAUUUUGAAAAGCAGCUUGGAAAAUGCUUCCUUCAAUAUUGUAUUUCAGAUAAUAUGUAGAGCUGUUACUUUUGUUUUAAAUGCUUUUGUUGUACGACAUGUGGGUCAAGCAGUUUUAGGAGUUAUAAAUGUGAGACUGUUGCUGUUGGAAUCAAUGAUUUUGUUUCUAUCUAGAGAACCAUUCAUGAAAGCAUGUUUAACUAAUACAGCAGAACAUAAUUGGGCUCAAGUUGUAAAUUUAUUAUGGGUGACGGUUCCUAUUUGUGUUGCAAUGUCUAUGAUGUUUGGAUAUAUUUGGCUUUAUCUUUUAUCAACAUCUGAAGCAUUACCAUCGUAUUAUACAUUUGCUGUUUGGGCAGUUGCUUUAUCUUGUAUUAUUGAACUAUCAUCUUUAAUUGUUCAAUUAGUUGCUAGUGCAUUCUUAUUUGUUAGAUUGAAAAUUAUACUUGACACCAUUAUGAUUGCUAUCCGCACAUUGACAUUUGUUCCACUGGUACUUUAUAAUCCAGAGAAUGCAUUACUUGCAUUUGGUGUAGCUCAAUUAGUUGCAGCAAUAUUUUGUACUACUAGUCACUAUAUGUACUUUCAUUAUUAUAUUAGAAAACUGAACAGUUGUAAAUUAAAAAGGAGAAUGUCAUUGAAAGACUAUGGCGACGAAUAUGUUGUGAAAGAAUUUCCAUUUGAAACAGUAAUGGACUUCCUGCCAGGACAAAUGGCAAAUAAAGAAUCCUAUCUAGAUAAAAAAUUAACUAUCCUUACAUGGAGUUUCUUUAGACAAGGAAUUCUAAAGCAAAUAUUAACUGAAGGAGAAAGGCUAAUUAUGACAGUAAUGCCAGUAUUAACAUUUACUGAACAGGGAACAUAUGAAAUUGUGAAUAAUUUAGGUUCUCUAGCAGCAAGAUUUAUUUUCCGUCCAAUAGAAGAAAGUGGGUACUUCUAUUUUACCCAGAUGAUUAAACGAGAUAAACCAAUUAAUGAUCAAAAUCCUAUGAAAAUUCAGGAAAGUGUAAAUGUACUUACACAUUUGUGUUCAGCUGUUAUGUCCAUUGGUUUAGUUGUUUUAGUAUUUGGACAAUCGUAUUCAAGUACUCUGUUAUGGUUAUACGGUGGUGCAAAAUUAACUUCGCAUCUACCGGUACUUCUAAUGCGAGCGCACUGCUUAGCUAUUCUACUUUUGGGAAUAAACGGAGUAACAGAAUGUUAUACCAAUGCAACAGCUGAUAGCGCAACUAUAAACAAAAGCAAUUUAAUUAUGAUUUAUCAAUCGAUUGCCUUUUUGGGCGCAUCAUAUUUGUUCGCCAUUUGGUUCGGGCCAGUUGGUUUUAUUCUUGGAAAUUGUGUAAACAUGAGCUUGAGAAUUUUACAUUCUACUAGUUUUAUCAAUAAGAGAUAUAAAGAUUCGAUAUACCACCCAUUACGAGGAUUAGUACCAAAGCCUAUGUUUUCUGCUUCCCUUCUUAUUGCAGCUCUAGUCACCAAUAUAUCUCAUAGUUACUUUUUCCCAGAUGAAAAAAUAUUACACUUAGUUAUUGGAGUAAUAAUGUUUAUGAUGGUGUUUAUAUCUUGGAUAUAUGAACAUCAUGAUCUAAUCAGACUUGGUACAAAUAAGUGGUAUGAAAGGAGGAACAGAAAUAAAAAGAGUGACUGACCUUAACUCUACUUAUAAUUGUUUAUUUAUAUUUACAUACAAAUUAUUUACAAAGGUGCUGCAAUGCAGAAUUCCUAUAAAUUAUAUCAUAUUUAAUAAUUA
Osmia lignaria (orchard mason bee) is the source of this 1843-nucleotide messenger RNA. Its product is annotated as man(5)GlcNAc(2)-PP-dolichol translocation protein RFT1. Gene Ontology annotation, cellular component: endoplasmic reticulum membrane. Lineage: Eukaryota; Metazoa; Arthropoda; Insecta; Hymenoptera; Megachilidae. The record is from RefSeq and is a predicted model, not a curated record. Gene Ontology annotation, biological process: glycolipid translocation; dolichol-linked oligosaccharide biosynthetic process.